AUGACAAUGUCAAAGUACGAUGAGGGUAAACGGAAACGCCGACGCGAGGGAGCGAAUGAACGAGAGAAAACGAGGAAUAUCGAGUUGAAUAAAGCGUACGACUCGUUGAUCAAAAAGAUGGAUCCCUACAUCCCACAACACGCCGAUUUACCAAAGAUCAAAAGACUUCGAUUGGCCAUUGAGUACAUCAAAUUCUUGGAGGAUUGCCUAAAAAAUGGGGAAGAGAAAGAGCCAGAAUCAGAGCCAAAGCGUUUGGAGGAGUUCACAAAGACGGCUUUAGUCGAGAUACAGGCGAGAAACUCGUACUCGGAUCGAUUACACGAGGCGACUUUCGAGCGUCCGAGGAAAGCGAGCUCUGUCGGGAAAUCCCCAGAUUCAAAUCAAUCACCGAUUUCUCUUCAAUGGACGAACGAAAUCCCGCUCACAAAGGAAACAUUCGACCAAACACAAGGGAAAGUUCAAAAUCUUGAUGCUUUCCAUCGUUUUUGUCCUCGAUCCAAUCCCUCAUCCACCUCAUCACUCGAUUUUCUGCCUCACCAAGAUUCUCGAAUCGAUUUGCCCGCUUUCUCUCUAGAUUUCCCGUUUCCGAGUGAAGCACAGUUCGAUCGAUGCUCGAAUGUUGAAAUGAAAGCGCUGACACUUCCACUUCCACCGCUCUCGCUUGAUAAUCACUUUGGAUUU
Mesorhabditis belari is the source of this 681-nucleotide messenger RNA. The record is from the annotation of a GenBank genome assembly. Lineage: Eukaryota; Metazoa; Nematoda; Chromadorea; Rhabditida; Rhabditidae.